This is a messenger RNA of Eutrema salsugineum, 821 nucleotides long. RefSeq lists its product as uncharacterized. Lineage: Eukaryota; Viridiplantae; Streptophyta; Magnoliopsida; Brassicales; Brassicaceae. The record is from RefSeq and is a predicted model, not a curated record. The transcript has 2 exons. The coding region runs from base 204 to 590 and encodes 128 amino acids.
UUGGAGUUAGCAAAGGCCGGUCGUAACAAAGCGACGGGUGAGUGGAGUUCUCUCCUCCCUUAGACGAUUAGGGUUCCCAAAAAUCUUAGCGCCGUCACCGCCGGUGAGCCUCACGCUCGCCGGUGAGAAUUUCUUCCUCUCUCUCCCUCCUCUUCUUUUCUGGUUGUUUGUUUCUUCUUCCUCUUCCUGUUCGUUUUUCGCAAAUGUCUUCUCCAGAUCUGCUUGCUUCGAUGUCUCUUGCAGAUCUGCCGUCGGUUCGCGUGCUGCCAGAUAUGCUCACGGAGACCCCUUCUCUCAUCCCUCUCGAACCUCCAGACCCUCCCGACCCACCGGAUCUAACUUGCCUCGGCCGAGUUUGGUUCGUCGCCAUCUCCUCCAUCUCCUUUCAUCCUCCGCUUUGCUGUCCGGGUCUUUUAGAGUCACGAAUUCGCCAAUGUCCGACCACCAUCAGUACCACCGUCAGAGCAUUGUGCUUCUCUCCUGUGGUUUCCACAUCCCCUUUCCCGAUUCCGCAGCGUUUUGGAGAGAAGACCAGAGACAAAAAGCUCCUUGUAGCUACUCUCAAAUUUCAGAUUUCGCCUCCCUUUUAGUGGCAGAAAGGAUGGCAACCCUUACGGCUCAUUCUCAAGCUGCCUCUGAAGAAUUAAGGACAAUAUCGGUUGAAACCGAAUCCUUACAAUUGGUUAAAGUCAUCAUCGCAGGCUCAUGUGUUUCAAAACUUCAUGGUUUUCUCAAGGACUUUACACUCCUCAUCAGAAGAUUUGAGUUCACUACUCUCAAGUUUAUCCUAAGUUUAUCUAUUGUAAUAGCUGUUUUCUUAG